This is a messenger RNA of Magnusiomyces paraingens, 1836 nucleotides long. RefSeq lists its product as uncharacterized. The coding region runs from base 1 to 1836 and encodes 611 amino acids. The transcript has a single exon. Gene Ontology annotation, biological process: mitotic chromosome condensation. Lineage: Eukaryota; Fungi; Ascomycota; Dipodascomycetes; Dipodascales; Dipodascaceae. Gene Ontology annotation, cellular component: condensin complex. Gene Ontology annotation, molecular function: chromatin binding. The record is from RefSeq and is a predicted model, not a curated record.
AUGGAAGACUCCAAUAGUUUUCGAGCAUUGCAAUGCUCAUCUUCUGAAAGUCUUGAUUUUGAGCGGCCAUAUGAUUGGGACUUACUUUUUCAAGAAGCUUCUUCUAUCGAUGCUAAAGACGAUAAAAUAUGGAUUAACUCGCUCAUUGAUCGGUUUUACUGGAUGGAUUCGCUUUUCGAAAAUGACAAGCUUAGCUUUCAAAGAACAGCAUAUGCACUCGAUCACUGUGUUAAACUGUAUUGUACACGAAUAGAUCUUGCUUCUCAAUCAACUGUUCAAUUAUUAAACAAUAUAAAUGUGUGCUUUGUAAAUAAUAAGCGUCGAAGACAGCCUACCGAGGUUGAGAACGAUUCCGAUGUUCAUAUGGAAAGUGAUUCUGAAGAUGAGAUACCUCAACGACAAGAACGACGAAAAGGUAACAAAAGAUCAUGUACUUUAGCUCCCAAUUUUGAUGCCAUUCGUGAUAAGGCCAGGAACGAAAACACUUUCAUAGGUCCUUUAUAUUACUAUUUGCAGUCGCAGUUUAAAGAGGGUAGCGCAAAGACAUUAUUUUUAAACUCAUUGAGUCUUGGUAGCAACGGAGCAAAAAUUUUAUACGGAGAUGAUGUUCUGCUUAAUGAAAAAGUUUCACUUAAAGAAGAACGAAGAAGAGAAGAAAUUCAACGAGAAAUUGAUUUACGUGAUGCUGAUGCUCCUCAAAUUAAUCUCCGACGAGUAUAUCGCAAAUUUUUUCAACGAGAAGGAGAUCUCGAUAUAGAGUACCUAACCAUGUGCCCUUCUCUUCCCUAUCUAGAAUCGCUAGCAAAAGGAACACGCAUGCAUCCAUUGGAACAUAACCGAAUCGCUACACAGGAAACAACAAAUGUUGAUUUUUUUGAAGAAUCAACAUUCGAAAGGAUAUCUUUUGACUAUAAUAUGGACUGGGAGGAUACCAAUGACGAUUAUAAUGAUAAUGAUAAUGAUGCACAGCCUGUUGAUAUUGUUUCUAAUGUUUUAGAAGCUCAAAGCAUUUUAAAUUAUGAAAAUUCAGGUCCUGUGGGAAAUUUUGAGUUACCAACUGAGCAUUGGAGGAUACAAAACAUUCGGUCAGCUAUGACUGGAGAAGAAAGAGAAUCUUUAUUUUUAACUAGGUCAAGAAGAAUAAUAAGAAGAAGAGACAGUGAACCGAUAGAGUUUAUUGAUUUUCUUGAUAACGAUGAUACCCCAUUUAACGAAGAAGAGAUUUUUGAAGAAGGCAAUGUUCAAUCUCGGAUACCUCUGGAUAGAUACCUAGCAAUUCGUAAUGUGUUAACUCAAAUUGUUGAAACCCUUGACCAAAAUAAAUUUUUUAAAAUGUUUUUCAGAGAAGCACCUCCUAUACCAAACGAAGAGGAUAGUGAUGAGGUAUCGUUUGACAAUAAUGACUAUAUUUAUGAUAUUCCAGACUACAAUAACUCUGUUUCUAUUUCUCUUUCGGAUGUUAACAACAAUAAUGUAACAAUGCGAGAAAUCAAAUGCGUUAAAGAUACCCCUCUCGCAUAUUCCAAGUUUUCUACUUAUGUCAAUUUUUUGGAGCUCAAGAAUACCAUGGAUGAGUGCCUUUUGGCAUCAUUUGCUAGUCAAGACAAGAAUGAUGAGAAUUGCAGAAUAACCGGUUAUUACCAACUUUCUGAUUCAUUUAAUGAAAUAAGCCACCAAGUAACGGCUAUUUUUGAAAACGAUACUGAAUUAAAUCCUGGUAAGCCAACCAGAGCAACAUGCUUUUUGGCGCUACUCUCAUUGGCAAAUGACUACAGGUUGCAGUUAGAUCCAACUAGAUAUCAUGACAAUGUCAUUAUAAAAUUUCAACAAAAUUAA